Molecule: messenger RNA, 1200 nt
Organism: Caenorhabditis briggsae
Lineage: Eukaryota; Metazoa; Nematoda; Chromadorea; Rhabditida; Rhabditidae
Gene: Cbr-nuo-2
Product: Protein CBR-NUO-2
Exons: 6
Coding region: 1-1200 (399 amino acids)
Molecular function (GO): NADH dehydrogenase (ubiquinone) activity; RNA binding
Source: RefSeq, a predicted model, not a curated record
AUGCGAAGUGAAAUUCUGAAUUUUCCCAUCUAUAAAUACCUGGAUUCAUCGUUUCUAGGGCAAUUUAUUGGACAAGAAGGAACUAAUAUUCACAAAAUUGAAAAGGAUAAUAAAGUUGCAUUGGAUAUCUACAAAAAUGACGCAGAAGAAACAAUGGUUCGAAUAACAGGACCAUAUUGGAACUUGAAGUUGGCUCUGAAUGAUGUGAUGGUUUUGGUUGCUAAAAUUCGUAACAAUAAUCAACAGUAUAAUUUUAAAAUUCCUCCAAAAGACAUUGGAUUCCUCAUCGGCAAAAACGGCGCAAAAAUCAACGAAAUCAAGUUGAGUUCAAAUGUAGACGUUCGUUUUGAGAGAGGCGACGAAUUAGGAAAAUACGAAUCGGACUGUGAAGAAACUGCAAAAAUGCUGGGUAGUGUAAUCCGGCAGGCAGUUUCGAGACAAGUCAUCAGAAAGUCUCCAAUCUCCACAACUUCUGUUGUAUCACAAACUAUCGAAACCAAGACAGAUGCUCCGAAAAAACCAACUAUCUGGAAGAUUGACGAGAAGAAGCGUGAGCGAUUAGCUAACUUUGGAAAGUAUGCUGCCGAGUGCUUGCCGAAAUUCGUGCAGAAAGUACAAUUCGCUGCAGGAGAUGAGCUGGAACUCUUGAUUCAUCCUUCUGGAGUCGUCCCAGUUCUUUCGUUCCUCAAGGGAAACCAUUCUGCCCAGUUCACCAACCUAACUUUCAUCACUGGAAUGGAUGUUCCAACCCGCAAGAACCGUCUUGAGGUCAUCUACGCUCUUUACUCGGUUCGAUUUAACGCGAGAGUUCGUGUUCGCACCUACACUGACGAAAUUGCCCCAAUCGAUUCUGUUACCCCAGUUUUCAAGGGAGCUGAUUGGUACGAGCGUGAAGUAUACGACAUGUACGGAGUAUGGUUCAAUAAUCAUCCGGAUCUUCGCCGAAUCCUCACUGACUAUGGAUUCGAGGGACAUCCGUUCCGCAAGGAUUAUCCACUCUCUGGAUACAAUGAAGUCCGUUAUGAUCCAGAAUUGAAGCGUGUCGUCUACGAACCAUCGGAGAUGGCCCAAGAAUUUCGUAAAUUCGAUUUGAACUCUCCAUGGGAGACAUUCCCAGCUUUCCGCAAUCAAUCGAUUACCAGUGGAUACGAAACUAUUCUUGAAACUGUUACUGAGAAACCAGCUACACAGAACAAGUAG